CUAACUGUAUGGUUGAGUCAUGAGCUGAGUCACUGUUUAUUGAACUUAAGUUUAAUGGAGUACACAUUGCAGAUAACCAAGGAUAGUUCUAAUAAGGCUAAUUGCAUGUGAAAGAUGGAUUAGUACCAUUUCCUUGCUGUAAACCUGUUGCCUUCAGUUUUACCCAACACUUUAGAGGGAAAUGUACCAACCACGACGCGGUUUCAGCUGCCACUUGGCAUGGCUCAUACUGCAGACGACUCUCUACGCAUCCUGGCUACUGGGACUGUUUCCCUUCACUUUCGAUUCCCGAAGAAGGCAGCUGAAACGUUCCCGAUGGCUGCUACUCUACGGUUUUAUUCUGCAUUCUUGCGCCAUGUGCCUGGCGUUGAGUAGCUACUUUGCAGUUCGGCAGCGGAAAAAAAAUCACGCAUUUGAGCGCAAUCCGCUGCUGGAGCUCAUAUACCUACGGUUUGCACAUACAGUGUUUUUUUCCAUAGGCUUAUUAAUACUCAUGAAUGUUUGGAAAAGCAACACGAUUCUGAAGAUUGCCAAUGAACUGCUCACCCUAGAGUGGCAGGUAAAAAACCUUUUGACUAUGAAGAACUGUCCCAACUUUAACUGUUUCGUGCUUAAUAAAAGUGUGACUGCAAUGGGUCAGAUCAUAGUGUCAAUCUUGUUCUGUCUGUGGCAAGAAAAUUCGUACCCGAAGAUCCUAAAGAUCCUCUGCUGCCUGCCACUGCUCGGCUGCCAAUUGAUUAUUAUGCACUUUCAUACCGAAAUCAUUUUGGUGUACCGCUAUGUUUGGCUGCUCAAUGAAACACUGCAGGACUCAUGCAAGCUGAGCUCCUCAAGAAUUCGCGCACUCACGUCCUUGUACGAUCGGCUGGUGAAGCUGAGUGAAACGGUGGUAGCGAGCAACGAUACCCAGCUUAUCCUUUUGCUAACUAUUUAUCUAAUCGGUAAUACUGUGCAAAUCUUUUUCCUCAUCGUGCUGGGAGUUAGCAUGAACCAGCGGUAUAUUUACUUGAUGGCUUCCCCUCAAUUGCUGCUAAAUUUUUGGGACUUCUGGCUGAAUGUUGUGGUGUGCGAUCUCACUCAAAAGUGUGGAGACCGAACAUCGAAAGUCCUGAAACAAUUCACUGUUCUGGAACAACAUAAUGAGCAGUUGGAGCGAAGUUUGAAUGAAUUCGCAUGGCUUUGCACUCAGCGCAAAUUUCGAUUUCAGCUGUGCGGACUCUUUCCUAUUAACUAUAACAUGGGCUUUCAAAUGAUCAUCACCAGUUUUCUAUACGUGGUUUACCUGGUUCAGUUCGAUUUCAUGAAUUUGUGAAGCUUUCUUUAAGGCGACAAAUAAAGUUGAAGAUGAACUAUUGCUUUGCUAUAACACAAACAUAUACCAUAUCUUUAACUAUUCCCAAACAAUUCCCUUAAAUUGGAGAGCAGUGCGUGUGACAUUAUUAUUUUCCUGCCAGGAUCGUGACAUCCGCGACAUAUACUUUCUCCGAUUCGUGAGUGAUACGUGAUUGGAAAUAAUUUAAGAUGCUGCGAUAAAGCAAUUUGCGCAAAUUUAAGAUGAAAGAGGCGACGGACGGGCCACAGCAACAGCCACAGCAAAACAUACAUAAAAUGGAAGCAUUUUCACAACUGUCAUUGAAAUGUCAACAUAAAUCUACUGACAUCCAGUGCCAGGUCCUGUUCGUCCUGUUCGUCCUGCUCGUCCUGUUCGUCCUGUUCGUCCUGUUCGUCCUGCUCGUCCUGUGCUCCUUUCGCCAUUCCUCCGUUUCCCCACAUCUCCGCCGCUUUCCCAGCGACUUUUGCGCGCUGCGUGACGUAAAUGCUGAUGAAUAUUUCUCAUCUGUUGGCUGCGGUUCUCCAGCUGAAGUGAAGUGGAUGGAGGAGGAGGAGCUGCCUGGUGAUGCGGAGCCUUCCCUGCAGUUGUGCUGUGCGUCCUGGCUGCCAGUUCAUCCGAACACAGAGAAAAUAAACCAAUAAGUAGGAUAAA
This is a messenger RNA of Drosophila yakuba, 1984 nucleotides long. RefSeq names its product putative gustatory receptor 22f (gene Gr22f). Lineage: Eukaryota; Metazoa; Arthropoda; Insecta; Diptera; Drosophilidae. Gene Ontology annotation, molecular function: sweet taste receptor activity. The record is from RefSeq and is a predicted model, not a curated record. Gene Ontology annotation, cellular component: axon; neuronal cell body; dendrite. The coding region runs from base 182 to 1312 and encodes 376 amino acids. Gene Ontology annotation, biological process: sensory perception of taste. The transcript is spliced from 2 exons.